Bactrocera latifrons is the source of this 3833-nucleotide messenger RNA. RefSeq lists its product as uncharacterized. The coding region runs from base 631 to 2904 and encodes 757 amino acids. Gene Ontology annotation, biological process: positive regulation of DNA-templated transcription. Gene Ontology annotation, cellular component: nucleus. The record is from RefSeq and is a predicted model, not a curated record. The transcript has 7 exons. Gene Ontology annotation, molecular function: protein binding; transcription coactivator activity. NCBI's taxonomy places the organism in Eukaryota, Metazoa, Arthropoda, Insecta, Diptera, Tephritidae.
UGCUCUUGAUUUAUUUCAUUUUCGACCUCGGUUUGGCUUCUUUGAUUCCGUCUAGUUAUAAUUGAUUACUUAGCUAAAAUAAUUUUAACCAAGAUAAAAGUGAGAAUGAUAUUAAAAGUGUAAAAUAGAAGUGAAUAGUGGGAACUAAAAAUGAACAUUGCGGGCUAAAUAUUUGUAAAAUUGAAUGAUUGUUAGAGUGAUACGAGUAUUAAAUAAAGUGAGAACGUAGUGGAGACGGAGGCUCCAAAAGCGUACGCAAUGCUGGUGAAGUGGAAGUGAUCACAUGAAAAAUUGCUGAGCCAAGCAGCAGCUAAAACAACAACAGCAGCAGCAGCAUAAUUUGGUCGUCAAUUUCAAUUGCAGCAGCAGUAAAUGCAACUGUAAUCAUAAUCACAACAAAAGUAACAAUAUCACCAAAAGCCAAAAGUUUGAUCAUAUAUCAUUAUCUACAUUUCAUGAAAUCAAUGCUAACAUAAGAAUAUAUACGGCAGUUACAAAAUAUUAACUGUUCUGCCUUUUACAGUUUCUAGCGACAUUUGAAGUCAGCAAAUAUUCCUGUUUAAAAAUUUAACCACACAUGUAAAGUGGAUAUUUAGGCGUAUACAACUAUACCUUUUUUAUAUUGGCGAAAUGGUAUCGACGCGUCAAAUGGCCACAAAUUGUGGCAGCGGCUUACUCAAUCAAAAUUGUGCCACUUCAGAUUCCGCCCGACUCAACACAAUGUCCACACAAACUCAACGUGGUAUGAUUGCAGCACCAUCAAUGCCUACACGUCAAUGUGGUCAUCAUCAGAGCAUUCAACAAAAUCAACAACAGCAGUUGGUUAAGGAGAAUGACACAACCGCCACCGCUGCCGCAAAUGAGAAUACAGUCACAGUGCAGUUACUUGAUAUGCCCGUCGAAGUUUUAUCCAAAAUAUUUGCCUAUGUCGGCUAUCGAAAAGUUGGACAAAUGAGAGUAAUUUCUAGCAGAAUGAACGAYGUUUGUAUGGACAUAUUGAAUUCGACAUUUUCACGUCUUAUUACGCAAACAUAUAAUCGUUUUCAUGCCAUCAAAGCGAAUAUGCCGCGUCGUGAAUCUGCUCGUCGCAAUCAUCCGUUAGCAUGCGAAUGUGAUAUAAUUGAAACAUGUUAUAUGCGUUUGUCGUUGUUACAAAUGACUUUUGGUAAACAUAUCGAACGUGGCCACUGCUGUUUCUUUCCAGGAGCCAUUUUAGACGAAGUAUACAAUAUUUUAACUUACAUAAGGAAUACACCACGCCUUGAGCGUCCUUAUCGGGUUACCGAUGAACUUUUUGAUCUCUCUACAAUGGCCAUGGAAUACUUUAGGGAUCGUAUUGAACAAACGUUGCCCGAUAUUGCUUACUUUAAUAAGGACUUUUUUAAAUUGCCCACCACCACAAAAAGACCUGCUUUGGUUGCAUCUGUUGAUCAUGCGGAUAGCGCCUCAACGUCACCACCACAAAGCAACAUGGUAUUGCGUAAAGGUAUACGUAAAAUCAAGCAAGGUAUGAAAAUAUACAAUAACCAGUUGUCGGUAUUGCGAAAUGAGCUGCGUAAUUGUAAACGAAAAUCAUCGGAGCAGGGCAAACAAAUUGCCGAACAGCAAAAAUUGUUGGCCGAACAGCAGAAACAAACAUUGGAGUACGCCAAUCGCUUGGACGAGAAUGAUAAGAAAAACGAAGAGAYAGCACGUAAAUUUUCCACUUUGUUGCAGGAACUCAAUAAGUGUAAAACCGAAYUACAAUAUUGGCGCUCCAAAAGUCCGGCCAUACCGAUUUGUACUUCAUGUGGGCAAAAGUUGGCACCGUCACUACCGCCGCCCGAAGAUUUUCAAGCAUUGGUCAAUCAAGGUGUUAAACCGGAGGACAUCAUACUCAACUUAAGKGACACUGACACUGACAUUGGGAAGCUUGUAUCGAACAGUGGCAGUGGCGCAUUGACAGCAAUAACAACACAAUCGUCACAAGCUGGAUCUGUUUUUGCAUUUCCGGAUAAAGAUACUACCGCAAAACUAUUGGCUGUUAGCAGCACGGUGAACAAGAAUCAACUUAAGCGUCAACAUUUUAGUGCCAGUUCAACGUCCGCCAACUUGCCCACUGCAAGUAAUGAUGGUCAUAGCGCAUUCAAUAUUUAUGCCAGUGGUAGCAGCAGCAGCAGCAAUAAUGGCAACAACACUAAUUGUUGCAGCUGUCACUUAAAUCCASCUGCUGGCACGUAUUCAAAUGCAACAACAAGAAAUGAAAAUUUUAAAGAAUUUAGCAAUGSUAUCGAUGCCGAUGAUUGCCGUAUGAGCGCCGUUGCGCAGUCGCUGCCAAGCGAAAUGACAAAUCGUUUGAAUUACGUGCGUGGUAGCAAUAUAAUACGUACGACUGCAACUGCUGCAAACAAUAGUAACAACAAUUGGUAUGGCUUGCAACAAAAUAAUCCGACCACAACAAUAUCUAAAACAAUUGGAGGAAAUGCURUAAGCGCUGAACAGACUGGUGAGCCGGCCGCAACURUUUCGUUUGGCGGCAAGGACACCGCUAGCAGCAUUAAAUUGCCGCAAACAGUGGGCGGACGCUCUCACAGGAGCGUUAUCGUUAGUCCGGCCAUGCUGUCGGCCACCAAGGGCGGCARCUGCAAUGGUGCGUCCCAUAUGAGCAUGCCAUUGUCAGCCAAAGGAGACAGUGACAUAUAUGUUGAUAAYAGCAGCGAUGCAACGCCAUCACUGUCUGUGUCCAAAGAUGGUGGCAGUGGUGGUGUUGGUGUUGGUGGUAUUGGUGGUGUUGGUGAUGGUGAGGACCUGUCGGUGGAGYAUGUUGUUAGCUUGCAGGCGAUCACCUCACACGAUACAAAAAAAGCACGUAGAGUACAAAAAGCCACGAGAUGUUUAAAUGGUAGUGGCAAACGCAGUAAAUAAUAAUCAUAUAAUCUAUAAUAUUUUAAAUGUAACACUUUUACUGUAGUGUUUUCCUUUUACUAUUCGAAUACAUAAAAAAUAAGAGUGAUGGUAGAAAGAAAAACCAGCAAUAGAAAAGUGAAACAUUAGAAAAGCGUACGAGUAUGCUACGGAAACAACAACACAAAAAAAAAACAACAAAAACAUAUUAUAAUUGUAAGGAAUGGCAGUAACGGCAAUAGUGCGCAGUUGGCUUUGUGGUUUUCUAUUUAAACAAUUUAAACAAACUGUAACACAAACACACACAUACAUACAUGUAUUUGCAUAUAAUUUAAUGCAKUUAUAUACAUACAUAUGUAUUCAGUUGGAAAUGAUAAAUUCUAACUUCGUAGGCAACGUGAUAAUUAUUWUUUUUUUUUWAUAUUAAUUUUCCAUCGUAAAUUUUUACUGAAAAUUAUUAUUUUUUAAACACAGUAAUAAAGUCUUCAAAAAUGUCUCAAAGUCCUUACUAGUUGGCACUUUCACACAUACACACACACUCACGUGUAAACAUAUUUUGCAAGUUACACAUAUUAAUAAAUAUAAUUAUUAUUAUAUAACACACACAAAAUGUUGGCAACGUUUGAAAGUAACAAAAGUUGGGGGGCAAAUGCAAAGCGCUAACGUUUCAAAUGUUAAAAGGCAUAUGGCAUUGUAUGUAGACUCUUAAUAACUAUGUGUUUAAAAUCAAACUAUACAUAUACCCGAAAUACAAUAAACAUAAAUAUUUGAAUCGGUUAAAAACAAUAGCCAACAAAAAGAGAACAACCAACAUUACUAAUUGUAUGUUGUUCGCUAAUUUUUCUCAUUAAUAAUAUUUAGUGGAAAACAAACKCCAACGAAUUCAUAUUUUUGAUUUUAUUUUGCAUAAGGCAAACUCAAAAAUAAAGCAACAAACAAAAAAAAAAAAA